AUGUCGGCUGAAAAGGAAUUACAUUUUCGUCAUGCUUGUAAAAUAGUAUUAAAAUUAGUAACUGAACAUAUCAUAUCAGAUUUAGAAAAAAAAAGUAAAAAAAAGAAUAGGUCAGUCUGGGUAAGGAAGUGGAUUGCUAGAAGACAACAUUUUGGAGCAUCCGAUAUACUUUUAAAAGAACUUGCGUUAGAAGAUCCAAAUUCAUUCAAAAAUCAUUUAAGAAUAUCAUCAGACCUUUUUGAAACCCUACUGCAGCAUGUUACACCAUCAAUAGAAAAACAAAACACAACAAUGAGAGACGCAUUACCAGCUAGAUUAAAACUCCAAAUUACAUUAAGAUAUUUAGCAUCCGGAGACUCAUUUGCUUCAUUGCAAUACUUAUACAGAGUACCGAAGUGUACGAUUUCAAAAUUUCUACCUGAAGUGUGUGAUUCUAUUUACAGUGUGCUUGAAAAUUACAUAAAAGUUCCAAAUACCCAAGAAGAGUGGGAUGAUAUAAAAAAAGGAUUUUCAAAUAGAUGGAAUUUUCCGGGCUGUGGUGGAGCCCUGGAUGGCAAACAUGUGGUUUUAAGAGCCCCGUUUCAUUCAGGAUCGAACUUUUACAAUUAUAAAGGCUCAUUUAGCAUUAUUUUGUUUGCACUUGUUGAUGAUCAAUAUUGUUUCAAAUAUAUAGAUGUUGGAUCUAAUGGAAGGGCAUCUGAUGGGGGUGUUUUUUCAAAAUCUAAUUAUCUAUUGAAGCCCUAUUCUCAUCACGGCCCAUUGACAAUAAAAGAAAGAGUUUUCAAUUACAGACUAUCACGUGCUAGACGCAUCGUUGAAAUUGCAUUUGGUAUUCUUGUUUCUAGAUUUAGAAUAUUUGAAAAACCAAAUGCAUUGUCUCCUGAAAAGGCAGAUAAUAUUGUAAAAACAACGUGUGUUUUACAUAACUGGUUAAGAAUGAAUUCUUCCUCUUAUCUUAACCGGGGUUGUGUUGACGAAGAAGACCAUGAAAAUGGAGUAAUAAUUGAUGGAACAUGGCGAAAAAAAAUUCGAGGACUGGGAUUACCAGAUUUGACUAGUGCUAGUGAGAGUAAUAAUUAUACAAAAAAUGCUUCAAACAUAAGAAAUAAUUUGGCUGAUUGGUUUAUGGGAGACGGAGCCGUACCUUGGCAAAUGAAUAUGCUUAAUCUCAAGAAAUAA
Messenger RNA from Melanaphis sacchari, 1179 nucleotides. RefSeq lists its product as uncharacterized. The coding region runs from base 1 to 1179 and encodes 392 amino acids. NCBI's taxonomy places the organism in Eukaryota, Metazoa, Arthropoda, Insecta, Hemiptera, Aphididae. The record is from RefSeq and is a predicted model, not a curated record. The transcript has 3 exons.